Molecule: messenger RNA, 788 nt
Organism: Pocillopora meandrina
Lineage: Eukaryota; Metazoa; Cnidaria; Anthozoa; Scleractinia; Pocilloporidae
Source: the annotation of a GenBank genome assembly
AUGAUGUUUCUGGAGUCACGUUCUACCGAAAAUUACGCCAUGAAGAAUCCAGCCAUAGCUUCAGAUCUUAGCCAGUUGUCUCUGUGUUUCUUCAUCAAACUUGUUCAAGACCAAGGGGAUCAGAUAGUCCUCAGCUAUGCCCAUGAAGAUGACAAUGACAUGAUUUUCUUAAUCUAUCCAACACGAACACAUUUAUAUGUUGGCAACAAAUUGUUCUAGUAAUGCUGCAUAUAUUUUUUAAUAGUCGGUCGGGGAAAUUCUUAUCUGAGACGCGAGAAGCCAUGAUAGAGGAAAUGCUACGAUCGGCUUCUUCCUUCUAGACAGUUAACACCUAGCAGUUGAAGGGAGGGAGAAAGUUAAACAUACUAACAGACGAAAGGCUUCUUUCUCUUUUCUUAUCAAGGUUUAAAUACCAAACAUGUUGAUCUUUGACCAAAAGAAUUUUAGACGCAUUUUCCUUACCCUUUGCAAACAACUAACCACAGAAACUAUACGGUGAGCGAAUUCUCUAUUUUAUAAGUAAUUGCAUAAAUAAGAGAUUGACUGACUAAUUGAAUGAAUGAAUGAAUGAAUGAAUGAAAGCAAUGGAAGCUUGAAUGUAUAAAACGAAUAAGUGAUUGAUAAACGAUUGAUUGAAUGGCUUAUAAUUUACUGACUGUUUUAUUGACUGACUGCUGACUGACAAACUGAAUGACUCUAUUGACUGGGUUAGUGACGAUGCAAAAGGAGGGUCUUGAAUGAUCGAAUAUAUUUAGUGUUGUCUGCUUUUUGUUUCGUUUUGUUUUAGG